AUGGAAUUGGUAUUCGAAAUGUCACAGCAAAUGAAUUUACAGGUUUUAUCAAAGUUAGCAAACUACAGAGCUAAACCUAGAUUGUGGACCAAAAGACUCAGUCGGGAAUUAUUCGAGGAGUUGUGCCAGGGCAUAGUGCCUUUAUUGCCUCCAAAGGGAAGACGACAUGGAAUCGAGCCCACACUUAAAAUACUUACUGCUUUGAACUUUUAUGCCCGAGGAAUUUACCAGGGGUCAGUGGGACAAAAUAUGGAUGGGCCCAUGGCACAACAGACAGUGUCCCGUUGUUUACAAGAGGUAACAACUGCACUUAAUGCACCCCACAUACUAAGGAAGCACAUAAGAUUCCCACAAAACAGGAAUGAAAGGAAUCUUAUUAAGCGGAAAUUUUAUGAUAAAUAUGGGCUACCCGCUGUGGUGGGGUGCAUCAAUUGUUCACAUGUAGCCAUAGUGAGGCCUUCGGAGCACGAGGAACAAUAUUUUAAUCGAAAACAUUUUCAUUCGAUUAAUACUCAAGUUAUAUGUGACAGUGAUUUAUUAAUUACAAAUGUUGAUGCUUCAUAUGGUGGAGCAACUCACGACGCUUAUAUUUGGAGGGAAUGUGAGAUAAGAAACCACUUGGAGGGUCUCCAGGAUGAAACAGUUUAUCUAUUAGGUGAUUCUGGUUAUGUUCUAAGGGAGCAUAUGAUGACACCUGUAGAUAAUGCUGUUGAGAACUCUCCAGAGGGAGCUAGGGAACUCCAUUACUGCCCAGAAACAGCAGGUAAAAUUAUAUUAGCCUGCUGUGUUUUACACAACAUGUGUAUAAGGGCUGGUAUUGAAGGUCCCGAGUUGACUGAAGAGGAACACCAAUCGGAGGGAACCAGCCAGGUUCCCUUUGAAACAGCCGCAUCUUCUACUCAAGCUUUACAGGCAGGUCGAAGGGCAAGGAAUUCAUUAAUACAAAUGUUAGAAAGGAACCGGAGAUAA
Messenger RNA from Parnassius apollo (apollo), 969 nucleotides. Lineage: Eukaryota; Metazoa; Arthropoda; Insecta; Lepidoptera; Papilionidae. The record is from the annotation of a GenBank genome assembly.